Cimex lectularius (bed bug) is the source of this 3234-nucleotide messenger RNA. Its product is annotated as peroxisome proliferator-activated receptor gamma coactivator 1-alpha. Gene Ontology annotation, biological process: positive regulation of transcription by RNA polymerase II. The record is from RefSeq and is a predicted model, not a curated record. The transcript has 16 exons. Gene Ontology annotation, molecular function: transcription factor binding; RNA binding. Bases 224 to 2329 code for a protein of 701 amino acids. NCBI's taxonomy places the organism in Eukaryota, Metazoa, Arthropoda, Insecta, Hemiptera, Cimicidae. Gene Ontology annotation, cellular component: nucleus.
AAAACUCAUGUGACGCGGGUUAAGUUAGCUCUCCGAUCAGGCCGCGUACUUGCCACUUUGCCAGAGUCGGUUCGGUCCGUGAACGGCGAGGUACAAGUACGAGGUACCAUCUCAUUGACAUUCUGUGCCGUUCUGUGAAAUGUGCUGUGAACAGUUUCUGUGAUACUGCGGACGAGGCUGAAUCCUAAUCGCUUUGUUUCAUUUAAUCUGAGAGGAACUGGAAAUGGAAGCAGGUUUCGUAAAUCAACACGACGAGUAUUUUUCCUCAGAUAUUUAUGAUCAGAGCAAUGGGUUCGAAAGUGAGAAUUCCAUUUUUAACGGUUUAAUGGGAGAUUUUGCACUCGAGCCCACGAAAGAAAAUUGGAACUAUGGCGAAAGUACAAGAUGCACCAAAGACAACAAAGAAGACUUCCAAAAGACAUUUCAAGAUUGGGAAAACCACAUUACUAACUUGCAGCAGUGUAAAGAAGAAGAUACAACGCUGAAAGUAAUAGACUCGGGUAUCGAACUGCUUUAUGAAUCAGUCAGUGAAAAUUUACCAGACAUAUUUGGCCCUGGCCUGAAAUCGAUAAGUGCAAACCAUGAAAAUCAGGCUUCGAAACCGUUUAACUUAGGAAAUGUAUUUUCACAAGAAGCCAGCCUUCAAUCCGAUCGAUUCGGUGCUUUUCAACCGUCUGACCUGGGACCUGACAAUUAUGAAAUAGUCGAAAUAACAAUAGAAGAAGACAACUUAAUUAACCCAACUCCUCAUUUAGACCAAUACACAAAAGUUGACCAAGUGCAAAAUGUUGAAACUAAGCAGUUUGAUUUGGCGACACAACCAGUCACUUUGGAGACAAAAGAAAAGGAGAAUAAUAAAUCAACUGAUUUAUUACCAAAAGAAGUAAUUGACAGGAUAAAGGCUGCAUCCAAAAGAAGGAAAUGUAUUUCUUUAAUUCCUGCUAUCCAAAUGGAUCCCGAGAGUAAAAGGCAACGACGAGUCAAAACCACGGCUCCGGACGAAACAAAAAGCGAAGUGUCCAUCCAUUUAGAUCAUGAUUACUGCGGCGGUUAUAAGAAAUCGACGUGUCAGAAAAUAAACCAAAAAGACAUUCAGUCAGUUGAAAAUUGGGAGAAGAACUCGAAAAAAGACAGCGGCCUAGAAUCUGGCGACGUGAGCGAUGCCAGCGAAACCACUCAAGAAAAGCGAAUUGUCUUUAAGCAGGUUAAACCAGGGGAAAGCUUAUUGCGUAUCAAUCAUUUUGAAAUUAAACAAGAGGACGACUUCACAAAUAAAAAUGAAGACUGCCAAGUGCCUAAAGUGGAAAUAAAAAAUGAAAAACAGGAAAGCUCGUUCGACUUGAAUGAUCACGAAUCAGUCGUCGUAAAAGAGGAAAACAUUGAUAUUCAAGAAUCGAUAAUCGUGAAACAGGAGCCAAAGAAGAAAAAAUUGAACCUUGAAGAAUACAGGAGUCGUAGAAAAAAUAUUACAACGCCCAACACCCACCAUAUACCUGAAAUUAAAAUAGAAAAUAGUGAUUGCAACUCUAUGAGGGUUAUGGUCAAUGUUGAAGUACAGACUCAUACCGACAGAGAAGAAAAUAUUACCAAAGACAGGAGCCGCCAGAGGCAAAGGUACAGAAGAAGUUCGACAUCGUCCAGCUCAUCAAGUGUGGCGUCCAAGUCCAGAAGGCACAGGCGGAAAAGCAGAAGGAGACGGUACAGCCGAGGGAGCAGACAACGAUCUUCAUGGUCAUCAUCAAGAUCACGGUCAAGAUCAAAAUCAUCCUCAACUUCAAUAUCUUCACUUUCGAAUAGAUCUCAUUCGAGAAGUUCAAAAAGAUACAGGAGGUCGAGAUCGAGAAGUGACUAUCGUAGAAGCUCGCACAACCGAUCCCGUUAUUCAUCCGAGAGGUCGUACAGGAAACACGAUGACUGGAGCCCUGUCGAGAAACAGAAGCAGAUCGAGGAACGGCGUGUCGUAUACGUCGGUCAAAUCGCAGAAGGCACUACUAAAGCGCAACUACGUGAGAGGUUCCAAAAGUUUGGACCUAUAGUUGAUAUAAGCCUUCACUUUAGAGAAAGAGGGGAUAACUACGGCUUUGUUACCUUCAUGUUCAAAAUCGAUGCUUAUGACGCAGUGGAACACGGCAAUGAUGAUCCUUUUGAACAAAGAUAUGACAUAUGUUUCGGAGGCCGGAGGGCUUUUUGCAAACAACGUUACGCUGAUUUAGAUAGUAUACCUCAGACCUAUAACAAUCCGUACCAGAACUCGCGGUCGUGCGAUUCGUUCGACACACUCUUGAGAGAGGCACAGGAGACACUUCGCAAGAAGCAGAAGAUCGUUUGACACAAACUGCUCCAGCCAUGUAUCAAGUAUUAUCUGAGUGUAAUAUGUAGUUGAUUUAGAUUGUCUCUCUAAUAUCUUACGACUUAGGAAUUUAAAUAAGUCUUGUAAUUUGUAACUCGAGACUUCAAGGAUGAUUUUGUUUUAAAUUUUGAGCCGCCCUCCCCAAACCUAGAAACAGAUUAAGGAAAACGUUCGGUGUGUUCAUUGUAUUUUAAUUAAAUAUCCUUGCCCCCCUUUUUUAGUAUAUUGUAUAUUUUAGAAAAUACUCAUUCGGAAUUAUUUUUCUAGCCACUGCCAUAUUUUUUUUUUAGUCUGUGUGAUAUUUAAAUAAUUGCAUUUAAUUAAGUAAAGAAAAUGACCUUUAUUACAAUGUACUUCAGUUGAUAAAAAAAAUGCAAAAUAUUGGGAAACAGUUUUAGUGCUCUUAGUUAUUUUUCUUGUUAAAACUCAGUUUUUAUUUAAAACCCAAUAAUUCAAUUUGUCUAAAUCGAUGUUAGCAUUUGGUGAUUUUAUGUAUAUAAAGGAAAAGGCUGUGCUCGAAUUAUUUAGUGGCCAACUUACCAAUUAUUAUUGUAAUUCGAAUAGACUAUUUAAUAUUAUACCGAUAAAGAAAAAAAUAUUUUUUACAUGUUUCAAAGUUCACUAAUUAAACAUAAUUUUUUAAAGUGAUCUUUCGUGCUCCUCCUUCCCUAUUUUUUUGGCAGGAUGAACUUUAGUUUUAGUCUUAGUAAAAUUGUUUUGUUUUAGUUCAUUUCUGUUAAUUUAUUUUUGUUUCACAGCCGGUUACGUUUGAUUAAUAUAGGGAAAUUUAUAAGGUAGUUUCUUAAUUGUAUAGUUUCUACCAAACUAUUCACAAUCUGAACUAAGCCAUAAUAAAUUGUAAGCGUAAAAGAUUUUUAAAUGAA